UACAUUCUAAGCGAGCUUAACUUAGCUUCGCAUAAAUAGUUAAUCGUUAUGUUAUAUUUCUAAUGAAUGGUUAUCGCAGUUUUGUUUAAAGCUCAGCGAAGCUUGUUUUAGACUUUAAAUAGUGUUGAACGGUGUUUUUAUUGAUAAGUCGCGUGUAAAGUGAGGAUUGCAAAUUAUAAGUGAGCUGUUACUAUGUGAGUGGAAAUGCACAGACGUUAUGGGUAGCGAAUGAAAGGAUGCUGUAGUGAUGCGUUGGUGGUUCGUGUUGGCGGCGAUGGCCGUUGUGGCUUCGGCCCUGGCGGUGUCCAGCCCACGUCGGUGUGCUGGUAGAUUAGCCAGGGAAAGGCUGAAAGCUGCAGAAAAAAUCCGAGAUAAGAGAUACUUCCAGUUGUGCUGCACUCCUUCGUGUGGUCUUCUAUAUCGGAAGCCAAGGCCUCCACCUGCGAGGCGCUACCAGCCCUUCCACAAAACUUGGCUGGGACUGAAGUAUGGGUGCAACUGUUCAUCGAUCGGUUCGGAGAGCAACGUGUGCGACAUUCGCACGGGGCAGUGCCGUUGCAAGCAACACGUUACGGGCAGAGCUUGUGAAACAUGCGAGGAGGGCUAUUGGGGUCUCCACCUAGGCGGGUGUCGACGCUGCGCGUGCGGCCCUGGCGCGUCAGCUUGCGACCCGGAGACAGGAGCCUGCGCCUGCGCAGAGGGUGUUGGUGGUGCUCACUGCGACACCUGUCUCCCUGGCUACUACGGUUUCGGACCUACUGGAUGUCUACCGUGUCCAGAAUGCACAGACGGGAAGGUAUGCUCCCCGCACAGUGGGCGGUGUGUGUGCCCGGCGGGGUCCAUGGGCGCGGGCUGCAGGCAGUGUGCCCGCGGGUACUGGGCCGUGGGCAACACUUGCAGGCCUUGCAACUGUGGCGCGGGCGCAGUCUCUAGUUCACAAAGAUAUUCUCCACUGUCCACAGACACAUGCGACCCUCAGUCCGGUCAGUGUAAGUGCCGCGCGGGCUGGGAAGGACCCACGUGCGAACAGUGCGCGCGCGGCCACUACGGAGCCAAGUGUCGGCCCUGCCAGUGUGAUACUGCAGGCUCUAGAGACUGCGAGGACGGGCUCUGUCCUUGCGACGAGUGGGGACGGUGUUCUUGUAAGGAAAAUGUAGUAGGCGAGAAGUGUUCGGAAUGCCUGGAGGGUACGUUCGGUCUGUCAGCACAGAACCCGGUGGGCUGCACGGCGUGCUUCUGCUUCGGGCGCGCGGCGCAGUGUCGGCAGGCACAGCUCGCGCGCGCUGCGCUGCACGCUGCCGCUCCCCUGCAUGUCACGCUACAGAGACCGCCGCAUGACGUCAUUACUACUAUGGACCAGGACUCCCUCCUAGCCAUCCACACUCACACAGCGGACGCCACAAUUUCCCUCCCCUGGCCCCCUGUCCCUGUCUACGUAGAACUAGACAAACGCUUCGUAGGGGACCGAGUGACCUCCUACGGGGGGUCCCUGAGGUUCCGCGUGGAAGAGGAGGGAGGGGUCGAGCUGAGUAAGGAGGUGCUGGACCGGUUCCCUCUCGUGAGGCUGUACAGUAAGAACAUCGUGCUUGAUUAUUUCGAGCUUGAUCCAGCAAUAAAUGGGUCCCACGUGGUGCGUCUCCACGAGUCACUGUGGUCGGUCCGUGGCGGGGGCCGUACUCUGGGCCCCCGCGGGUCCCGGGCCGCGCUGAUGUUGGCGCUGCGUCGCGUGGACAGACUGCUCGUACGGGUCACUACCAGGGCACCCACACACACUGAGCAUGUACAUGCAUUGCUCCUCAACGUAUCAUUAGACACGGCAAUCCCUGGCCUAAGUCGGUCCGAACCAGCAUUAGGUGUGGAACUAUGUGACUGUCCCCGCGGGUACUCGGCCAGCUCAUGCCAGACUCCUGCCAUCGGGUUCUGGAUGCCCCCGCCCACAGUGCACAUGUCCACGGUGGCCGGCACCAUCGUUAUCAAGCUGGAUGAGGAGGCUCAGCCUUGUAUCUGCAAUGGCAGGGCUACUGAGUGCCAUCCUGAUACUGGAGAAUGUCUGAACUGCACAGGUGGUACAGGCGGGCCCCGGUGUGCGGAGUGCGCGGCUGGCCACUAUGGGUCCCCGGGGGCCCCCGGCGGCUGCCAGCCCUGUCCCUGCCCCGAGCGCGCCAGGAACUUCGCAGAUUCCUGCAUCAUGCAUGAUGGCAAACUACAGUGCCUCUGUAAACCUGGCUACACAGGUCCGGAGUGCGAGCUAUGUGCAGCAGGGUGGCGGCGUGAGGGCGAUGUGUCGGGCCCCUGUGUAGCGUGUGCAUGCGACCCGGCCGGCAGUCUGGGCCCCACCUGCGACCACUGGGGCCGCUGCCACUGCAGAGACUUCGCCACCGGACCACGCUGCGAUCAGUGCAGACCGCCCAGGACUUACAUGGAUGAUAAUGGAUGCAGGCCGUGCGACAACUGCACCCAAACUCUCCUAGACUCAGUCGAGACGCUAACAGCAGAACUACGUACCAAAGCAGAUCCAAGGGAACUGAGUCGUAUACCGAAACCAUUCGCCGCAGUACGAGAGUUCUCUCACAACGCCACUGUACUUAGAUCUAGUCUCGAACACUUAAGGAAUAAUUUAGUACAUUCCAAAAACUUAGAAAACAUAUUAGGAGACCUAGAAAAUGCUGAACAUAGAAUCUUCACGGAAGCGAAUAGUUUAAAGACUGAAGCUCAAAGAAGGGAGAAGGAUGCUGAUUACUUGAGUCUGGAGAGUAUGUCUGCUUUGGAGGAAGUAUUAAAAGUCAGGAGGAAGGUCAGCGAGCUAGUGGCAGUGUUAGAUGAGUUCGCGAGAGGAGAGAAACAUCUGAGUGCUCAUAGGGCGAUAAAGGAGGCUCGCCAUCUACUGCGACAGAUCAAGGAUGUCAAGUUUAUAGACUACGUGACCGGCGCCAAUGAUGUGUUUGAUUCUGCACAUCUCCAAUCAACGGCAGUACAGGAGAGGAAUUAUAGACUUGAAGACACAUACAGACGGCUGGCGAGGCUGAGAUCUUCACUAGAUACCUGGGAGACGAAAGCUGCAGAGCUACAGAGGCUGGCGGAGACUGUGUGGAGGGCUGAUGAUACUGUCGCCGCGCUCAAAGUGCAAGUACGACCACGACUAGCUGCACUCAGGGAUCUGGGGCUGCGGUGCCGACUUGUGCUUGAGGACAUCACAAUAUUAUCAGCACACAACAUAACGGACGAGAUUCGGAGCUCGUUACUCCAGGGUCAGACUCUGGGUAUCAGGUUCCCAGCAUUAAUAUCAGAGCUGGCGGUGCUGACCCAGGCUGCGGAGGAGAAGGAGGGCAUCCUCUACAACCUCACUCCCGUGUACAAGCAGAAAUACUUGGAUGCCGUGGAGAAACAUGUUGCUGAGUUGGGAAUCAAAGCUAAAGAGUAUAAAAGGUUAUUCGCGGGCAGUCGUGCGGCAGCCUCGCUGGGAGUAUCAGCAGCGCAGGCUUGGUCCCAGGUGGCGGCGCUGGUCCACGAGGCGGCGCUGCAGGCGGAGGAGGCGGGCCGCGCCGCCGGGGCGGCCGCCGCCAAGGUGCACGGCAGCGUGUCGCUGGCGCAGUCUGCUGCUACUGGACGACAGACUUCCGAAGACUUAAAGGCACGAGGACAACAAGUGCUCGCUAAGGCUGAUGAGUUAAGAAACCAACUAGAACAUCUGCGCCGCGGAGCUGACGUAGUGAGCGUCGUGUUGAGAGGUCUAGGAUGGCAGGAGAGGGAGCUCAGUGGCCGACCCAAGGCCAACGUGCAGGAGAUCCUUCAGGCAGCCAACGAGCAGGCAGACAGGGUGUUCACCAGCACCAGGGUACUGUACGAUGAGGCCAGUGAGCUCCGGAGGAGGGUCAGAUACCAUUUGAGAAGACAGCUCACUGAGUUACAGAGACAUGGAGAUACCGCGCUAGGAGCUGCGCAAGAGCAUGUGUCCCAGAUCCGCAGUAACACAGUGCGCGGCGCGGAGACGGCGGGCGCGCUGGCGGACGCGGCGCGGGCGCGCGCGCAGCAGCACGCCGCCGCGCGCACACAGCUGCGGCCCGCGCUCGCACUGCUGCGCGACAAACUGGCGCGCGCGCGACACGCCGCGCACACGAUCUCAGUAUCCCUAACAUCAGUCCCGGGCGCAGGAGUGGGCUGCGCACGCGCAUACAGUGUCACGUCAGCGUCCCCCGCCGUCACUCGCCUGGCACUCGCUCUAUCAUUCGACAACAAGGUCAGGGACGGACCUCUACUGUAUCUCGGAGAUGAUACACAGAAUACGGAGCGUUACAUGAAGUUAUCAGUAUUGAACAGCAAGCUGCACCUGUCGUGGCAGCUGGGGGGCGGGGAGGGGGAGCUGGUGCACCCUGAGAUACUGCAGCACACGCAUGAUGAUGCAGACCAUACUUCCUACAGGGUGGAGAUUGAACGGGUAUGGAACUCGGUACAGUUAGUGGUGGAAAAAGCUGGCGCCAACGCCGUCACUGCCCGUAACUCUAGCGCCCCGCGAGCACACAGUCUACGCCCCCGUCGCUUGUGGCUGGGGGCCGCCAACGAAGGCACUACGGGCCCCACGUCGGGCCCCGGGCUACCGGCCUGCGUACACGCGCUAUAUUCGGACCAGCGAACGCUCGGAUUGUGGAACUUCGCUCACCAACCACGCGAUGCACAAUGGUACAGUGGCCGUGGCAGCGAGCCGUCGAUGGUGUGGUUCAACGGUGCCGGGUACGUGGAGCUGGCUCGGUCCAGGGCCCGCCCGGCUGACAGGAGGCAGUUCAGUGUCGCAUUCACAUUCCGAACCAGGGACGAAGAUGCUCUGCUGUUCAUGGCACUCGAUACUGCUAACAACCGUUCAGUGUCAGUGUGGCUCCGGUCGUGUCGCGUAGUGUUCGACGUGGAGUACGGCGGGUCCCGGCUGCAGAUCACGGCGGCCGGCUCGCACUGCGCCGGCCGGCCCGCGCACGUACAGGCCACCAGGGUCUUCGCCAGCAACAAGCUCGAGAAAGGCAGCCUGCGCGUGAACGGCGAAGAGACGCUGGGGUCCCCCGCACCCCCCGUGCAGGCCGCCGCCGCGCUGCCAGACCUCGCCGCCGCCGUCUACUGGCUGGGGGGCGUCCCGCCGGGCCGCGGGGGCGCCGCGCCCGCCCCUCCACUGCUGGGCUGUGUCGGCGCUGUCACCGUGGACCGCGCUGGGUAUGACCUGCUGGAUGCCCCCACUAGGCACGGUCUAGAGCCACGCUGUGGGGAGAGGACACUUCGUUCAGCGAUUGUAUCAGGCGAAGGCUACAUAGAGCUCCCGUCCCCCUCACUCCGCCGUAAGACAGAGCUGGGCGUGUCAUUCAGUGCGCGUGCGCAGGAGGGAGUGAUAAUGUACCGCGCCCCUGACUCACCAGAGGACUUGCACUACCUCGCGCUCGUGUUGAUUGCAGGCGAGUUAGAACUAGUGGCAGCUGCUGGCAAGGGAGAGAUACGCUUGCGAACCAACGGAACCAGGUUCGAUGACGGGAGGAUGCACACUGUGACGAUAAUAAGGAUGCAUAAACAGUUAGAACUCUGUGUGGAUGACGAGCAGCUAGCUCGGGGCGCGCUACCAGGAGGGGCCUACCCCCCACGACCAGGGGGAUUGUUCCUCGCGGGGGUGAAGGGGGUAACACACCCGGGGAUACCACUGGAAUCAUUCAAAGGAACCAUUGCUGACUUCAUCGUGGAUUCCGAGCUGAUAGGUCUAGAGACAGCAGUGUCAUGGCACGGCGCCCAGUUAGGUCGUGCGGAAGAGGGGGCGGGGGCUGCACCCCCUCCACCCCCCACACAGCACGCACAACAUGACGCCGCGCCCGCCUGUACUAAGACAUCAUCGUACACUGUGGAGGCAGGCGCGGUGAAGUUUGGCGACGUAUCACAUAGCCACGCCUGGCUGCGCACGCGCAAACGUGGGGAUAUUGCCAUCACGCUGCAGAUACGGACAUAUGCUACUGAUGGACUGUUGUUACUGGCACCGGGUUCCAAAGCAAAACCAAAGCACUUCAUGUGUCUAAUGCUACGUGAGGGCAAGUUACGCCUGGUGGUGCGCGGGCGCAAGCGGAAGGAAGUGACCCUUCCCCCCACUGUCAGUGACGGCGCCUGGCGACAGGUGUCGCUGAAAGUAACGCGGGGCCGAGCCUGGUUAGCAUGCGCAGGCGCAUCCGCCACUGUACGGGGGGCCGCUGCUAGGGCGCAGAGGCUAUAUGUAGCCGGUCUACCACCUCCACCUGCGCUACCUAAUCUGCCUAAUGCUAUCACUCGUAUCCCUGGUUUCCGAGGCUGCAUCCGUCGCGUAUCACUGAAUGGACGUGCAGAGGACUUAGUGAGAGAUGCGCAGGCGCACCACGGUGAUGCCCAUGCGACCUGGUCAAGUGCCUGGCUACUGACUUCAGACGGUUCCGAGGCAUCCACUGAGCUGAGGCUGCAGUUCCGGACUAGCGAACCUAACGGAGUACUACUGGCUGCUGCAGGCCUACUGCUUGAAGUUAAAGAUGGAGCUCUGCAGCUGGACGGCGGACACGUCGUCCGGGACGCGCCCACGGCACUACUGCUGGACUCCACUGAUACCGCUGCCACGCCUACUGCGCUAUACAUCGGCGGGCUGCCUGAAGGUGUAAUGGAAUCAACAGAAGGUGGUAAGAAUUUCAACGGAUGCAUCCGCGACGUCUCGAUAGGUGGUCAGCAGCGAGACUGGACGGAAAUGGAGUCCAUACACAAUGUCUUACUGGACUCCUGCCCAAUACCACAGUAGACUUUAAGUAGCAAGCUAUUAGGUUCAAAUUCCAGUCACAAUUACUUGGUAACAGUGCCAUGCUUAGCCGAUGGAGAGAUUGGUGCAAAAUGGUUGAAUCAUACAUUUGUACCUAUGAACAUAAAGGCUGAAUUAAAAUAAUUUGAGUUUUAAAUGAUGUACCUAGUAGCGACAUUUUAUCUUUGUUAGUCUUAUCUGUCUCUAUCUAUCUAUACGCUGCCCCGCGAACGUUGCGCGUCAAUACGAGUGCCGUCCCGUUAUAACUUGAAAUCAGUAGAACUUUCCUCAAAUAGUUUCCAUGAGGAAAGCAUUAUUUUUAAUUUAGUACCUAUAUCCCUCAUACUGCAAAAUAUAUGCACCAUGUCGGACAAAGAUAGAUGUCGCUACCAUAUUGUUUGAAGUCUGUAACGUGCCUUAUAUUCUGUAAGUUUUACCAAAUAGUGCCAUUAUAAUAUUGUACCCAGAUAAGUGAGUAAAGUCUGAUUCACAACCAAACCAACAUUUUGAUUAAAAUAUAAAUA
Molecule: messenger RNA, 7296 nt
Organism: Spodoptera littoralis (African cotton leafworm)
Lineage: Eukaryota; Metazoa; Arthropoda; Insecta; Lepidoptera; Noctuidae
Source: the annotation of a GenBank genome assembly